UUCACGUGCAGCACUGUGAAUCUCACCAGCUGCAUGGCUGCAGAAUACAACAUCACUCCUGACCAGGUGGACACAUGCCUUAUCAGCAACAUGACUUCCAGCUACAGCCUGGGCACCCUGCAGGGAUUCUGUGACAGUCCUUUGCCCAACUGCAACUUUCCAGAGUACUUUACCUACAGUGUCUUAUUGAGUCUCCUGGCCUGCUCUGUGUUCCUUCAGAUCAGCUGUAUUGGAAAACUGAUCCUUAUGUUAAUCAUUGAAUUUAUAUAUGUUCUCAUUGUGGAAGUGCCAGGGGUCAACCUUUUUGACAAUGCAGAUCUCCUGGUUGCAGCUAACACCUACAUGUCUGCAAAUGCAACAUUGAUAUGCUCUCCAGUAAUGACGCGAGUCGCGCUGAAGGUUGUGACCCCUGUCAUCAUUACUGUCUUUGUCCUGGCACUGUACUUGCAUGCCCAGCAAAUGGAAUCCACUGCAAGGCUUGAUUUCCUCUGGAAACUCCAGGCCACUGAAGAGAAAGAAGGAAUGGAGGAUCUGCAGGCCUAUAACAGACGCCUCCUCCACAACAUUUUGCCAAAGGACGUGGCAGCCCAUUUCUUGGCUCAGGAGCGGCGAAAUGACGAACUGUAUUACCAGUCCUGCGAGUGCGUGGCUGUCAUGUUCGCCUCCAUAAGCAACUUCUCAGAGUUUUAUGUGGAGCUGGAGGCCAACAAUGAAGGGGUGGAGUGCCUGAGACUGCUCAAUGAGAUCAUUGCUGAUUUUGAUGAAAUAAUAAGCGAAGACCAAUUUCGGCAGUUGGAGAAGAUCAAGACCAUUGGCAGUACAUACAUGGCUGCGUCAGGCCUCAAUGAUUCCACUUACGACAAGGAAGGGAAGACACAUAUCAAAGCUCUGGCUGAUUUUGCCAUGAGGUUAAUGGACCAAAUGAAAUACAUUAAUGAGCAUUCAUUCAACAACUUCCAAAUGAAGAUAGGCCUCAAUAUUGGUCCUGUCGUAGCUGGGGUCAUAGGAGCACGCAAACCCCAGUAUGACAUAUGGGGCAACACGGUGAAUGUAGCCAGCCGAAUGGACAGUACAGGUGUGCCAGACAGGAUUCAGGUAAGGAAUUCACCAGAAAAUUUAGAUUGCCAGCCCUGUGCUGCUUACAGGUUUUGA
Molecule: messenger RNA, 1152 nt
Organism: Mesitornis unicolor (brown roatelo)
Lineage: Eukaryota; Metazoa; Chordata; Aves; Mesitornithiformes; Mesitornithidae
Product: adenylate cyclase type 5-like
Exons: 7
Biological process (GO): cAMP biosynthetic process; intracellular signal transduction; adenylate cyclase-activating G protein-coupled receptor signaling pathway
Molecular function (GO): adenylate cyclase activity
Source: RefSeq, a predicted model, not a curated record